ACUGGUAUAUCUAUAACGACGCAUAAUUAGUAUUGAAGCAUUUACCGCAUGUUUGUAUCGUAUGUAUUCACUUUAAUUGCUUUGUUAAAAUCUGGAAGUUUCAAGAAAUUCGAAAUCAAGAUGUUGCCAAGCAUACCAUAAUCUUGCGUCCAAACGAAGGUGGACAUUGGGCACACAUCCAACUCGCGCCACAUAAAAGCAGCAGCAGCCGCCUUCUGAUAGACACAACAGAAACAACACUCUUUGAGAGAACAGAACAAGCUUUAGCUUUAUCUACAUUUCCACGAGACUUGCGCUAGAGAAAAAUGGAGAACAAAAAUACUACCACCCUUACUAAACAGACACCGGAAGAAUCUAAAUGCAAUGAGGAUUCAGUUCUCCCCAUCGCUGAGAAGGGACUUUUCUUCCAUGAUUCUUUCUUCGAGGAUAUUCGGAAGCACUUUGAGACAGCAAUCGACCAAAUCCUUGAUACGUGGGGAGAAGCCAGGUCAGUGAGUGAUCUCAUGAGUAGCUACAGACGCGUAAGAGAGCGCAAUUUACAGCAAGAGAACCAAGUCAUGGCCUUCAGCGAAGACGACCAGAAGCACAAGGUUGUGCUGGAUGUUCAUGACUUCAAGAAUGGAGACGUUAAGGUCAGAGUGGAAGACAAUCAGGUGGUGGUUGAAGGCCGAGUGGAAAAGGAAGAGGAUGACUUCAAGUCCAUGAAAACCUUCUGUCGACGCUUCAACUUCCCAGGAAAAGUGGCUAUGGAGGGCGUGACUUCUGCAAUGUCUUCCGAUGGCGUCUUGACUGUCACGGCUCCGAAGAUUCCACAGGCAGCAUAGGAAAUCAUAUUCCAUUAUCUGAAAUUGUAAUCUAAUUUUAAAUGUACGUUUAAGCAACAAUUAUUUUUUCUUCAGGAUAAUGUUAAAAUGAAUAAAGCUUUUGAUAUUUUUAAAAUAAAUUAUACUUGUUUACAUUGCCUUCCUUUUUCGCCACUUAUCGAAAUGAAAAAAAAAAAAAAAAAAAAAAAAAAACACAUCGACUGUCGCAUAAAUUGCAUAGAAGAGGGUUCUUCGAAACUUGAAGAAAAGGUGCAAGUGCCAAAUGCAAAGAGGGUUGACUAUAUGUGACCUGUGCUUCCAUGAUUCUUUUUUGGAAAAAAAUAUUUAAAACUAAUAUUGGUCUACCGAGUGCUUCAUGUACAACAUAAGGC
Molecule: messenger RNA, 1195 nt
Organism: Penaeus chinensis
Lineage: Eukaryota; Metazoa; Arthropoda; Malacostraca; Decapoda; Penaeidae
Product: protein lethal(2)essential for life-like
Exons: 2
Coding region: 306-824 (172 amino acids)
Source: RefSeq, a predicted model, not a curated record